Molecule: messenger RNA, 2043 nt
Organism: Ananas comosus (pineapple)
Lineage: Eukaryota; Viridiplantae; Streptophyta; Magnoliopsida; Poales; Bromeliaceae
Product: transmembrane protein 87A-like
Exons: 5
Coding region: 114-1706 (530 amino acids)
Biological process (GO): transport
Cellular component (GO): Golgi apparatus; membrane
Source: RefSeq, a predicted model, not a curated record
AACUUUCUCACUUAGACUUGCAGUGACUUCUCUUAGAUCCAGCUUCAUCCCUUCUCGCUCUCUCUCUCUCUCUCUCUCUCUCUCUCUUGGAGUAAGAGAGUAGCUCUUCUCCAAUGGCGACGAUCCGUACUCAUCCCGUUCCCUCUUCUCCUCUACCUCUUCCUCUCCUCUUCCUCCUCCUCCUCCUCCUCCUCUUCUACGCCCCAUUCUCCGAUGCUUCGGUUCACGACUACAAUGGCGAGAGGUUCGCGGGCAUGGGCAACGCCUUCAUCCUCCACGGCGGGAGCGAGGGCCUCUACGCCUCCGUAUCAAAUCCUAACUCCACCGAGGGGAGCAAUGGUGACUCCUUCAUUCGUUUCGAUAAACUCACUUUUAAAAGACCGGAGACGUCUAAUGAGUCAGCUAAGGGAAGUGAUUCAGUGAAGGUGCACGCUAUCAUUUUUGAAGUAGAAGAUCGCGAGAUGAUUGGCGGAUCAGCCUAUGGUGGUCAGAGAGCUAUUUGUUGCACCCCAGAUCUGGCAAAAUUAGGUGCUUGUACUCAAGGUGCUGUGAUUUACCGCCCUUCCACUCAGAACCCUGACUGGCCACAAGUUCUUGUUGCUUCCUUUACUGGAAACGAUCUCACGGCAACACUGCCUUCUCGGACUGUACCUAUAACCAGAACUGGAAUGUACAACAUGUACUUCAUACACUGUGACCCGUCACUAAAUGGACUGGAGAUUGAAGGGAAAACUAUAUGGAAGAACCCCACUGGCUAUCUACCUGGAAGGAUGGCUCCUCUCAUGAACUUCUAUGGAUUCAUGUCUUUUGCCUUUGCCAUACUCGGUAUCUUCUGGUUCUCUCAGUACGCAAGGUUUUGGAAAGAGGUCAUUCCGCUUCAGAACUGCAUCACUUUUGUCAUUACUUUGGGCAUGCUUGAAAUGGCAUUAUGGUACUUUGAGUAUGCCAAGUUCAAUGAGACUGGAGUCCGACCAAUGGGGAUCACAUUUUGGGCAGUGACGUUCGGUACGAUUAAAAGAACGGUCGCUCGUGUUAUAAUUCUUAUUGUUGCUAUGGGUUAUGGUGUUGUAAGGCCUACUCUUGGUGGUCUGACUUCCAAGGUUAUUAUGCUUGGAGGCACAUUCUUUUUAGCAUCUGAGAUUCUUGAAUUAGUGGAGAAUGUUGGUGCUAUAAGUGAUCUUUCUGGAAAGGCACGGCUGUUCUUGGUUCUUCCUGUGGCACUCUUGGAUGCUUUCUUCAUUAUUUGGAUAUUCACUUCUCUUUCCAAGACUUUGGAUAAACUUCAGGCAAGAAGAUUAAUGGUCAAGCUUGACAUAUACAGGAAGUUUACAAAUGCAUUGGCUGUGGCUGUUAUCGUAUCUGUUGGUUGGACUUGCUAUGAGCUCUACUUCAAGUCAAGUGAUGUGUUCAAUGAGCGAUGGCAGAGAGCUUGGAUAAUUCCUGCCUUCUGGCAAGUCCUCUCCUUUUCUCUUCUCUGCGUUAUUUGUGCUCUGUGGGCACCUUCUCAGAAUUCAAUGAGAUAUGCAUACUCUGAUGAUGCGAGCGAAGACUUUGACAGAGAGGAUACUCUAUCUUUAAUAAAGCCAGGGCCAAUUCCUCCAAAGGAUGGCCGGAGUUUUCCUGCUUCUCCGGAUACUAAAACCACAAUAAGCAUUAGCACGCCCAUCUCGCAUGAUGGCAUGGAGGUAGAAGACAAAAGGGAGUAGCUGUGUUAUCCUGCUACUCGUGAUAUUAUAUUCUAGAAAUAGUCUGUCCUUCUAUUCUGAUUAGUUUGUGCUAAUCGAGCAGGUAGCAGCAAUGGGAUUUUUCAUGUUUUAGAUGGACGGAAUAUAUAUUUAGAAAUAUAUGUGUACUAUUUAUUGUUUGUUGGGGAGAAACUAGUGUUGAGGAUAUCAUUUUUAUUUUACCUUCUUUAAUCUGUUAUACUUGUACUCUAUUGGUGGUAAUCUAUGCAGUUUUAUCAACAUCAUAUUUCACAGAAAUGAUAGAUUGACUUGUAUUGGUGAACUUAAAAGAACAUUUGCUGGAGUCCAGCCGCCAGAA